AUGAGAUUUGGAAAAAGUGGCAAGUUAAGUCCGAGGUACGUAGGACCUUCCGAAAUACUGGACAGAGUGGGACCCCUAGCGUAUCGACUGGCUCUCCCACCUAUUUUGUCAAGGAUACAUAAUGUUUUUCAUGUCUCCCAACUGAGGAAGUAUGUAUUGGACCCGAGCCAUAUUUUGGAGGAUCAACUCGUCGAGGUGAAGAAGAACUUAUCGGUGGAGGAAGUUCCAUUAAGAAUCGUGGAUCGGAAGGACCAAGUUCUGAGGAGGAGGACCAUACCCUACGUCAAAGUGCAAUGGACGAACCAUGCACCACGAGAGGCAACGUGGGAGUUAGAUGAGGACAUGCGAAAUAGGUACCCAUAUCUUUUUGAUCAAGAUUCUGAAGAGUAUGAAUUGGUUUACGUAGAAGACCCUGAGGAUGACUUCUAUUAG
Molecule: messenger RNA, 432 nt
Organism: Coffea eugenioides
Lineage: Eukaryota; Viridiplantae; Streptophyta; Magnoliopsida; Gentianales; Rubiaceae
Exons: 2
Coding region: 1-432 (143 amino acids)
Source: RefSeq, a predicted model, not a curated record